UAGUCAUCUCUCUUACCGCGUUCCGUACGCAUGCCUCCCCGCAUUUUAUGCUUCCAGCACGGACUAAAUGAAUUGUUCAACUGUCGUUCUCAGCAAAUAGGAUCAGGGCAAGGCAGAGAGAGAAACUCGCUGAAUCCACAUAGAGGAGAGUGCGGUAGUCUGUCAGUUGAUCCGAGGACUUAAUUAACGAAGGAAGCGUUUGGCAUCAGAGGCGCCUACAGUUCAAUUUGACAAUUUGGCGUUUGGGCCACGGCUAAACGGGUUGCAUUUUGGAAACAUUUGCAGUUUGUUCAGUAUCCUUGGCGGUAUUUGUGUAACAAGUCCAACAUACAACAGACACUGCACGAAGCAAACGGCCGGCUGAGAUUCAUCUAUCGCAUCGCUCAGUGCCUGUAUUUUCUACUCAGGACUUCAAUCCGAUGUGGUCAGCGGGCGUCCAGACGGCGUAUGCUCUCGCCUGCUGUCUCUUGGGCUUCGCAGUCGUGUGCAAAGCUCAGUGGGACUGCGUAAAUGUUUUCACGCGUCAGUACAAUGGGACAGUAUCCAUGGCCUGUCCAAGGUAUUCUUUCGGGCCACCUACAUGUUCUGAAUGUCUGCCCUGGGCCAACGUUACGAACAGGAAGUACGGACCUAGGAGCGGAUCCAACACAGAUUUGGUGGAGAACUAUUGCCGGUUCGUCGGUGAUAAGGCAGGGCCGAUGUGUUACUACCAGGCUCAAGAUGGUAGCAUCAAACUGGAGUUCUGCAGAAUUCCUCCGUGUCAUGCACAUUCUGGAUGUAUGACGGGCAACGGGACAGACUACCGCGAUCAUGCCAUGUUCACGGAAGGUGGCUACAGUUGUAUGCAUUGGAGUGAGGUACUAGACCAAGAUGUCAACCCAACCUCGUACCCAGAUGCAGGUUUAGACGCGAACUAUUGUCGCAAUCCCGACAAUAGCAGUCGGCCAUGGUGCUACUAUCGCGACCAAGAUAUGCUAAUUAAAAGAGAUUUUUGCCCAAUCGACACAUGCAAAUUUGAUGUCCUGGGGCAGUUCCAGCGCCACUUCAGAACUUACAUCCCGGCCCACAACACCAAAUACCUCCGGGGUUGGUGGUGGGACAUGACGGCAGAGGAUUGUGCUCGUUUCUGUUUGGAGGAGCGGACUUUUGUGUGCCGUUCCUUCGAAUACCGCGAGGAGUAUUACUUCGAUGACCGGAGAUGUAUUCUGACGGACCAGAGUCUCCACACACUGGAUAUUUACCGGUCAACCACAUCUGGCACGGCCAUCGAUCUCUUCACGCGGAUAGAUACAAUUUGCGAUGCCUACCGAACUAAUGCAAUUCCUGAUGAGUGUCCUCUUCAAUUGGGAAUGGAAGAUGGCACCAUACCGGACUCCAACAUCACAGCCUCAAGUUCAGCUGACCUUGAUCAUCUGCCGCAUCACGGCCGACUGGGGGGUUCCUCGUACUGGGAGCCUGACCAAAACGCUACCGGCACCAACCACUGGCUACAAGUCUGCUUCCCCUCGCGCACGAUGAUAUCGGGGGUGAUAAUGCAGGGGGGCGGGGAAGGAGAGAAGGCAGGGUGGGUGGAAGACUUUGAGCUGGAUUACUCGCAGGAUGGCAUCAUCUGGUGGAAAUACAGGGACUUCCAGGAUUUUCAUCUUGAACCACUUGUGAUGGAGUUCCGGGCCAACGGCGAAACAAAUUGUCGCCGCCCAAUUGUUCUUCCCACCCCUGUCAGAGCCACUUGCGUCAGAAUAGUUCCCACCCUGUGGAACCACGCUCUCCACCUACGUAUAGACCUGAUUGGCUGUCUAGACAAUGAUUGUGACACAGUUUUGGGAUUGUCAGAUUAUCGGGUAUUAGAUUCUCAGAUCACAUCCUCUAGCAGUUUAAAUGAGACUAACUCAGCCAAAACUGCACGGUUGAACCCACUGGACCGGCAACAGAGUACCGGCUGGGUGCCACACAACAGUGACCCCCAGCAGUGGCUCCUGGUUGAUCUGAGAAGCAGUUACGACAUCCAUGCUAUUGUGACCCAAGGGUGUGGCAACAUAGCAUUGUGGAUAACCUCAUUCAAGAUGUAUUAUACAGGGCCCGUGGAUGACACCUCCAGUGUGGAGUUCCACCCCUACUUGGACCAAAAUGGUGCUGUAAAGAAAUUCCUGGCCAAUUCAGAUCAGCACACCAUCAUCCGUAAUGAACUCCUGCCUAAGAUCAUGACUCGCUACAUCCGUAUCCACCCAGUCACCUGGCAUCCGGAAGGCAUCGGUCUGCGGUUGGAACUUGUUGGUUGUGUGUACCGCUCUUGUCGUCAGCGUCUUGGCAUGGAGUCAGGAGUGAUCACCGACAGUCAGAUCUCGGCCUCCUCCUUUUUCACCGACAGACCCCCCACCAAUGGACGCCUGCACUGGGAGUUCCUCGCGGCUUCCAACUCCAAAAGAUAUGCCUGCUGGGGUCCAAAGCAUGAGUUGGGCUUGGCAGAAUGGCUACAGGUUGAUCUGCUGGUCCCUCACACCAUCACUGGUGUCAUCACGCAGGGAGCCGGCAACUCCUGGAGGUACUACUGGGUGGAAGGGUACAAGAUUCAGUGGGAGAGUCCCUAUGAGGAGGGAGUAUAUCGCACCUACAAGGACCUGCAGGGAAGGGACAUGAUAUUCCCAGGUAACAGUGACCAGAACUCUGAAAAGCGCAACGACCUUGAUCGACCCUUCAUCACCCGACAGGUGCGGAUCAUAUCCCAUGCGUGGCAUAACAUCACAGCCUGCUUGCGUGUGGAGUUUUUGGGAUGCCCCUUACAAGGCAAUGGUAGGAUAUGCGGCAGCCUGACGCUAGGCGGUUACUGCCUGGGUUCCAUCAACAACCAAAGCCCCACGGCUUGUCAAGAGAUCUUCAGCGAGGGCAGUCACCCGCUGAUCAUCAACUCCCAGGAGCAGCAGAAUAAACUCUGGGAGAAACGCAAUCAGUUGCUGAUUGAAAACCAGCACAGGUAUCUGAUUGGCUUAAGAUUUCGCCACAGUGACAAGACUUACCAAUGGGUAGACGGAACUCCGCUUACAUACAAGAACAUCCGUUGGGUGUUGGAUAGUUACAAUCAUUCCGUUGAUUACUGCGUUUCCAUGGAUUCUGAGGAUUUAUUUUACUGGAGAGAAGAGGAGUGUGUCACUGAUCAUGUGAUGCAGGCACAGAUAUGUCAAAUCGAUAUCGAUGAGUGCAUAUCUGUGGAUCAUGGCUGCUCCCAUGAAUGCGUCAAUGUGCUGGGCUCCUACUACUGCGUAUGUCCACAUGGUUUUCGUCUCAAUGAAACAGACCUCAAGACAUGCACAGAUCCUUGUGAGUUCCAAGAGCAAGACCUCGCCCCAAUCCAUUUUGAGGACAAGGGAGACAGUUGUUAUGGCACUUUUUCUCAGGAUGCAAAUUGGACGGAGGCGUCGACAACAUGCAGUAGUGUAGGCAGUCAUCUGCCACAGGCUGAUGACAACGUAUUCCUUUGGUUAGAUACAGCACACAGCGAUGAGUGGUUGUCAUGGGUGCAAGCUGAGAUGAACAGUUCAGCCAGAAAUGAGUGCCAGGCUGUACGAACAAACAACAACAGCAUCAUGGUUGAAGACAUCCUGUGCUCUGAGGAUCUACCCUUUAUCUGUCAAAGAGAGUAUGAAGAUGUGAAAUGCAACUCGCUGUGGGCUUCCAACACCACCAUGGUUGAGUCCACAUUGUCAGAGGGGUACAUACAGUCACUCAGCUAUGGCCCUUGGUAUGAUGCAGGCUCAACAUGUACAGUCCACAUAAGAGGACCACAGGUCUACAAAGUCAGAUUGGUCAUCUCUCGGAUGGCUCUGAGAAAAGAGACACUGGACAACAGUCAGAUCUCCCGCUGCGUAGACUCACUAGAGAUCACCGAUGACAUCCCUAGCUAUGGUCUCUUCCCUAGAGGGCGCUAUUGUGGCACACUGAAGGACGUGGAGAUCGUAACUCGUUCAAGCGACGUCCGGGUCAUGUACACCAUCGGCCAGCUUAGUGCCAACAUGCCACGGGAACUUGGCUUUGUGGCCAGCUACAAAUUCAUCAAUUGCAGUGAAGAGGACUGCGACACGGACUGUGGCAGUAAUGCUACACUCCUGACUGACCCCAGCGGUAGCCUGGUCACCAGGAAUUUUCCAGCCCGCUUACCACCUUUCAGCACUUGCGCCUGGCGGAUCAGGCUAGCUAAGGGCAGCUUCAUCCGGCUACAUUUCCAAGAUUUCCGAGUGGUGCAGGACUCUGAAACCGGCGACUGUGUUGAUUGGGUCGUGGUCACCAGAACCGAUGAGAUUGCUAGUAACAUCAGCCUGUUGGACCCAUCAACGAAGAAACUCUGUGGAAGACCCCCGCCACAGAUACUCUCCGAGACGGAGGAGCUAUUUGUGCUCUAUCAGACUGGCCUCGAUGUAUUGUCGGCAGGAUUCAGAGCAACGUAUACAUCUACAGCUUUGCCUGGGUGCGGUGUGGGCCUUGACACAGCCUCCAGAGACCUUGAAUGCCACGCCCCCGAGGCCGUCCUGACCUCGCCCUAUCAUCCCUUGCGUUAUCCUGCCCACUCUCAGUACAGCUGGCACAUCUCCACGCCCAUGGCCACCUACAUCCGUCUGAUUUUCAGUGCCUUUGAUGUCCCAUCGGCCCAACCCUGUACUCAGGAUCAUGUGGCUAUCUAUGACGAGAGUUCCCAACAGCAUGGGUUGUUGGGGGAUUAUUGUAACUCCCGACGACCUCCAGAUGAGGUGGUGUCCAGUAUGAAUGACAUGCUGAUCUACUUUUACACUCAAGAACCGUCUGGUGGGACAGGCUUCGACGCUACAUAUUACGCUUCAUACUUCAAACCUAAAGUGUCUUUGGAAAGUCCUUACGAUGAUGAUUACAUUUGCGAGGAUGAUUGGACUGAAUACUACGGCAGCUGUUACCACUUCCAUCAGGAGAAUGCCACACUGAAAUGGAAGGAUGCUGAGAGGCAGUGUGUCCUAGAGGAUGCCCUACUGACCAGCAUCAGGGACUACGGAGAGAUGAACUUCCUUCACCUUAUGCUGACGUCUGACUGGUUUACGGAGCAGACUGCCACUUACAUAGGUCUAACUGACAUGGAGGAUGAGGGGCAUUUCCGAUGGUUGGAUGGCCGGCCUCUCAGUUACUCUGAUUGGUCAGUUCAAAGUGAUGGGAGAACCCAGCCUGAUGGAGGCGUUCUGGAGGAUUGCUCUGUCAUCUUGAUGUCCAACAUGCACUCCACACAGAACUGGAAUGAUAUCCCGUGCUCCUUGCCUAAAGCAAGGCAGUUUAUCUGCAAGAAACCAGCCCGCAAAGAAAAUGGAUCAGAGCCUGUUGUACCACAGACUGUUGGAAAGCUGCAAACAAAAGAAUGCAAUUCUGGAUGGUCUCUCGCUGCGGACAUGUGUGCCCGCCUUGCCCUGACCCAAGAUGGCUUCCUCAUCUCCGGCGACAGCCCCACCGACUGCGUGACUGAUGUCCGGCUCACGCCGGAUCGCCUCGCCACUGUCUUCUAUCUCAUCAAGCACGUCUGGGCCAACUCCUCGCUCCAGCAGGAAGGGUUCCGCAUCGCCUUAGGGAGGACGGGAGGCGACCAGAUGUGGGAGGGUCGCAGCAUUGAGGAAGAGGAUUGUGAGGGGGUAACUUACACUGACGGUCAGUGGGUGCUAGAAUCUAAUAUCAACUGUGAUGGCCCAGUAUCAGCUGUGGUGUGCUACCAAGAGGCUAGAGAUCUGAGCCAGCAAUGUGGUGAUUCCAUGUUCUUCUGUGACAGCGGUGAGUGUAUACAGCAAGUGUAUGUGUGCGACGGCGUGGUCGACUGCGCAGACAAUAGUGAUGAAACUGUUUGUGUACCAGUGGGAACCAUUGGACCGAACACGACUGAUGUGGCACGCUUUUCAGCCAACUGUAACAGCGAGCUGUUCCAUUGUACCAGCGGGAGCUGCAUAUCUCUCUCCUUCCUCUGUGAUUUCAUUCGUCAGUGCCCUGAUGGCUCGGACGAGGAGCACUGUGAUUAUCCAGCUUGCCAUCCAUCUGAGUUCCAAUGUGCUAACGGUCAGUGCAUCAACAGCGAGAAUCAGUGUAAUAUACAUCGGGAUUGCCUGGAUGGAUCAGACGAGAUCAACUGUGAUACCUGUCAGAUGGCCUUCCAGUGCUACGACAGCUCCUGCAUUCCUUAUCGUGCUGUCUGUGAUGCAACCCAAGAUUGCCCAGGAUUUAUACGGGAGGAUGAAGGAGGUUGUGACUAUUCAAGAGACCCCGACUUCCAGUGUGGUGCCAACCAGCUGCGUUGCAACAAUGGUGCCUGUGCCGACAUGAAGCAUUGGUGCAUUUACGACUUUGACGAGUUUGGUUACCAGACGGGCUGCCGCGAUGUCACACAUCUUCGAUUCUGUGAACAUGUGACAUGCAGUGCCUUCACUUUCAAGUGCCCCAAUUCUUACUGUAUUCCCCUUCGUCGACGCUGUGAUGACGUGACAGACUGCCCUAACAGUGAAGAUGAACUCUCAUGUGAUGGUGCAGUCUGCCCUGUAGGAACCUACAAGUGUCGUAACACCCAGAUGUGUGUGGCAGAGACCCAGGUAUGCAACGGGAUCAAGGAAUGCCGAUAUGGAGACGAUGAACUCUUCUGUGGUGUGGAUUGCCCCAAUGGAUGUCAGUGUCUGGGACUGUCUUUCACUUGUGUGGGUGUGGACUGGAACCAGACUAAAGCAGAUAACUUGCCAGAUACUUUAAGAAGACUGGUUCUGAGCAAUACCAUCGUCAUGGAAUCUGGUCAUAAACGACGAAGACGACAGGUGUCUAACGGCAGCACCACUGUGGAAGAUGUGUUAUUUAUCCAACUGGAGAGGUUUCCCUUCUUGUUUGAUCUAGAUAUCUCUGGAAACUACAUCGAGGCUUUGGAACCAGGAAUGUUCCAUCAGCAACGAAAUCUGUUCUCCCUGUCAGUUGCAAAUAACAAACUGCACAAUUUGGAACCGGGGACAUUUGAAGGCCUACAGUGGCUACACCAACUAGAUUUAUCGGGCAAUCCUUUGGUUCAGAUUCAACGUGGUGCCUUCAACUAUCUCCAAACCCUUCCAUUUCUGGAUCUCCACGGAUUAGAGAUCAAAAACAUCUAUGCGGGGACGUUUGAUGGACUGGAUUCACUCAAGGGACUCAACCUGAGCCACAACAAUCUGUUGGAGCUUGAGUCAGGAACUUUUGACAACCUUGUCCAGGUUACUCUUCUAGACAUUAGCAACAAUGAUCUAACGGUUUUCCACAAGGAUCUGUUCUCUGGUCUGACCUCGCUGAAGACGCUACAUUCGGAUAAGUACCUGUUCUGUUGCAUGGUGGGUGAGAUACAGGAAUGUACUCCAGAGGCAGACCAGUUCUCAUCAUGCGAGGACCUCAUGAGAAACCAUGUACUCCGUGUCUUCAUCUGGAUCUUAGGUCUGAGUGCAUUCCUGGGCAACGCGUUUGUGGUUGUCUGGCGUCUACACACCAAGCAGCGCUUUAAAGUCCAGGGUUUCCUGAUACUAAACCUGGCUCUGUCUGAUUGCCUUAUGGGAGUGUACAUGCUGAUUAUUGCCAGCGCUGACACCUUCUACAGGGAUGUGUACAUCUACUUUGCCGACGACUGGAAGAGCAGUACCCUGUGUACGAUUGCCGGGUUCUUGUCGGCGUUUUCCAGCGAGGCGUCUGUCUUCACGCUGACCGUCAUCACCUUGGAUAGGUUCUUGUGCAUCAUGUUCCCUUUCGGCCGGCUGCGACUGGGACGGAAGUCUGUCCGAUGGGUCAUCGCGGGGAGCUGGCUGCUCGCGUUGUUACUUAGCGUCAUCCCAGCACUGGGCUUGCCGUACUUUGGCGAGCGUUACUACGGGCGGUCCGGUGUCUGCCUAGCCCUUCCUCUGACCGGUGAACGUUCACCAGGCUGGGAAUUCUCCAUUGCCUUAUUCCUUGGAGUAAACCUUUUCAGUAUCAUCACCAUCUUGGUAUGCUACACGGCCAUCUAUAUCUACGCCAAGCGGUCGGCAAAGCAGAUACGCUCUACAAAGGGUGCUACCACCGAACUGAAGCUUGCCACCAAGACCUUCUUAAUCAUCGCCACUGACAUGUGCUGUUGGUUCCCCAUCGUUAUCAUGGGCUACCUAGCACUCUCAGGGUCUGUCGUUAUACCCCCCACCAUGUACGCCUGGACUGCUGUCUUCAUUCUACCCAUCAACUCAUCCAUUAACCCUUACCUUUACACUAUUUCAUCCAUUGGACUUCCUAAACUCCUGGAGGUGUCUAAUAACUACAAGUCUCGACGUUGUCAUUGUCACGAUGCGGCUCCAUUCAGUGACAUAGGUUUGACUGCUGUAAGAAGCAAUGGACAUCAGCACACAGUGACCACACCCAUACACUCACCACCCGCCAGGAGGAAAGAGCCCUCUUGUGGACAAUAUCUUCUCACCCAUCUCCUCUCAGGGGAGGAAAGUCCGACACUGAGGCUCUCUGAUGAUGACUUGAGGUCCAUAGAGACGGACCUGAAGAAUGCCUUUGGAGUGUUACAUCAGAUGGGGCUACAUCUCAGCGGCAGUGCAGAGGAGGCUGUGGUGUUAGAGAAAGAGUCGACAGAAUCAGAAUGGCAUGCCAAUCUUCUGCUGCCUCGAUCUUCACGAGGCCAGGCCUCAGAGUCAACAGUUGAUGAUGUCACAGCAGAAGAUGAGCAGAGAUUGGUGAAGGUCCUGCAGUGCAUUAAGAGCAACUUCAAAAACUAAAACCAAUCUUGCAUUCCACACAAAACGAUUAAACGAGAGAAGCCAUAACCAAAGAAUGCAAUUAAAAAGCACUCAUAAAUGAUUAUUUUAGGAAUCGUAUAUGUGGUCUUUUUAUAUUGCGACAGUUGCUUACACAAGAGCUAACAUUAGGGAUUUCCAGCAGAAAAGGCUUAAGGUCAUCAGCUUGUUGGGUUGGGAAUAAACUCCAUGGAAUUAAAAUGAAAACAGGAAAAUUAAGCACAGUCAUGUAUGAUGAUAAUCUUGAUCGUAAUUAUCAGGAAAACUGAACUAUUGCAGACUCUUUGUCACAUUUGCUCUCUCCGUCAUAGUCAGUCGGUACUUAUCUUUACCGUGAUUUUUGUCGAACUCUGUCAGUUUUUGCAGGGUUAGCUAGGGCGUCAAUGUGUUUUGAAAAGUUGAGGAGGCAUGUAGCCCUGAUCAGAAGAAAUGCGAAUGCAAAGCUCUGAGCGGCGUGGGGUCCGGGGCCCACUCAAGGGCCCCGGAAAAUUUUGGAGUAUAGAUGCUCUGCGGGGUGAUCUGAGACAAGUUUUGGCUACUUUAGCCAGUUUUUAACUACUGCUUUUGCAAGCUGUACAUUUUCAUUUAGGUUUUGGAAAAAAGUGUGGGGGGGGGACAAUUGAUACAGUAUCCCCCCGGGAAAGCGGGGGGGGGGCUGUGGCAUGUCCCGUCCCCCACCGAUUGACGCUCAUGAUGUUUAGCAUCUUUCCUGUCAUUUCUGCUAUAUCUGUUCUAAAUAGUAUGUAAAUAUUUCAACCGGUUCCACUUGAACGAAUUUUUAAGUGUUUUUCAUAUGUGCCACCCUAGUUUUUGUUUGUCGUUUCUAAAAGAUUUUUAAAGUUUGAAGCUAUUUUAAUUUACUCCAGUUGCCAACUAGUGGCUAAAUGUCCGGGGGGCACCCAGGGCAAACACAUUGUUUUAAAGGGGCAUUACAAGAAAUAUAAUCUGCUGGAGAUUAUUCAUAGACUUCAAAUGGGGGGGGGGGGACCGGGGACACCGGUAUCCGCAGAGGGGGCGGUCACAUCCCCAAACCCAUAGUUGCGCCACCGAUUAGCCUGUUCCUUGAAGUUUAUGCAAAUUAGGUGAUACUGAGCUCAAUCAAAAUGAGCUGUGAAUAGAGGGAUUUCACAUUAGCGCCGAGGCUCUCUGUGUUGAACUUCGUCGCGCUUCCCGCGCAAUCAACACGGUACAUGCAGUAUUCGGUUCGUAAGUGUGACGCCACUUCAAUUUAAACCACGCCCACUGCACAUGCAGAUACACGAUCGCAAGUACGUUAAUUCGCGGUCAAUUGCCGUGUUUUGGUUUCUUUUGAUUUUACGUGUCGAGUCAUCCUGAAAGACGCUUCCACAAAAAUGUACAGCGUGAA
Acanthaster planci (crown-of-thorns starfish) is the source of this 10125-nucleotide messenger RNA. RefSeq lists its product as uncharacterized. Gene Ontology annotation, molecular function: protein binding; calcium ion binding; G protein-coupled peptide receptor activity. Gene Ontology annotation, biological process: adenylate cyclase-activating G protein-coupled receptor signaling pathway; activation of adenylate cyclase activity; hormone-mediated signaling pathway. NCBI's taxonomy places the organism in Eukaryota, Metazoa, Echinodermata, Asteroidea, Valvatida, Acanthasteridae. The record is from RefSeq and is a predicted model, not a curated record. Gene Ontology annotation, cellular component: plasma membrane.